GUCUGCCCCAGAUACCUACCUAUGGAGUCCUUGUCAACUUCGCUUACGGAAAGGCGUGUUCUGGCUUGAUGGCGUAACGCAUGGACAACCUGAGUACAUGGGAAGUUUGGGAUAUAAGAAAGGUUCACCCUUGACUCAGGUGGUCUUUUCCUUUGUUGCUGUUUUGUCAUUUUCAAUAUAGCUGAUCCCCAUUAUUCAUCCCUGGCAUUCCUCCUCCACCGACAAACGUCUUAUAAAAUUGGUCAUAUAUACCCCCAAAAACUACGCACUACAACUCAAUAUUCUACACAGACUCUCUGCGCCUGCCUAUCCAUUCCAACAAGAACCUAGACAUAAACCGGCGUAUUCGACAUCUGUCCCUCAUUAGGUCCAUCGUACGCUAGGCGAUCCUCCAUCUUUUCCAGUCACACACACACACACUCCAUACCUCAACAUGUCUGGCGCACAAUACACCAAUCUAUUCCUCGAAGGAUACAGCAAGGCCCACCGGGAUGCCAUCCGGGCUGAGGCUACAGCACAAGGCCGCACACUGAGUGUCAAGAACCCCAACCCUGGUGCCGUGCGAGUGGCCAAAAUCACCCGCAAGAACUGGUGGAAAUUCCAGUCCAAUGAAGAGGCUGCUGCCGAGGCAGCAAUGACGUUCGAUAAAUACAGCGAUGCCAAAUCUCUGCUUUCGGUAUCGUCGGCGGAGACGACUGAUCAGAAAAAGUAAGCAAGCCAGGGCUGCAGAGAAUCGACUCCACAUAGAAUUAACUUCCGGCAAAUGGCGAUGCGUGCUGACUGGGCUGAUGGUCAUGGGGAUGGCGCCGAUGACGAGGCUGAUUUCGGGUGCUGACAAUGCGGGUUAUCGAAAAAGGCGGCCGGUGACAAUGCUGAUGUUUGCUGCUGAUGCGGACGGAGAUUGAGGCGGCGUUCAAAAUGGGCGCAGGUUUACUGUGGGGGAAACUUCAGCCACAUAAAUGGGUUCUUCUUGUUGAUAUGCUUUUUUUGAUUCCACAUCUCAUGCCACGGUAUUUGUUUCUUUGAUAGCGACAAUGGAACAUAUUCCAACGCUCAAUA
Messenger RNA from Exophiala mesophila, 1059 nucleotides. RefSeq lists its product as uncharacterized. The record is from RefSeq and is a predicted model, not a curated record. Bases 434 to 712 code for a protein of 92 amino acids. The transcript has a single exon. NCBI's taxonomy places the organism in Eukaryota, Fungi, Ascomycota, Eurotiomycetes, Chaetothyriales, Herpotrichiellaceae.